AUGGAGGUUUGCUCACUUACAAUAAGCUUUGUCUUGGUAAUAUUGACUGGUUUUUUGUGGUCAUCAAAUGCUCAUACUUUAGAUGUCGGGGGCGACGAAGGCUGGAGCCUUCAUCCCUCCGAAAACUACACUCAUUGGGCUCGAAGAUACCGAUUUAAGAUCAACGACAAACUUUUUUUCAAGUAUGAGAAAGGCCACAACUCGGUUCUCAUCGUGAACCAAAACGACUACACCGAAUGCAACAAGGCAAACCCCAUCAAGACACUAAAGGGAGGUCACUCGAAAUUCAAGCUAAAGAGAUCGGGCCCGUUUUUCUUCAUAAGCGGGCACGACCAAAACUGUGAAAAGGGGCAGAAGCUCGAAAUCGUAGUCAUUUCUCAACAUCAUCAUAACCGCAAUAAUAGUUCUCCAUCUCCACCGCCCCUUAAACCACCACAUUCUGCCGCUCCGUUGCCGGCGGCAGGACUCACGGCCCCCACACCGCCAGUCGAGCCACCAUCCCUUUCCCCAUCCCCAUCUUCGGUGGCCGGAAAAGUCCCAACACUCAUGUCGCCAGUCGAGCUGCCACCCCAUUCUCCGGCAGCCGCCAAAGCCCCCACGCGCUCGCCGCCAGUCAGGCAACCUUCGCCAUCUCCGGCGAAAACUCCGACCAAUCCCGUCGGACCACAUUCCCAUUCCCCAUUGCCGUAUCCGGCGGCCAAUACCCCUGCAACCGAGCCACCAUCUCAUUCUCCAGCGGCCGCCAAAGCCCCCACGCGCUUGCCGCCAGUCGGGCCACCUUCACCAUCUCCGGCAAAAACUCCGGCCGAUCCCAUCGGACCACACUCCUAUUCCCCGUCGCCUUAUCCUGCGGCCGAAACCCCUGCAACCGAGCCACCAAUAAUCACCGAGCCAUCGUCUCGUUCUCCGGCGGCCGAGCCUGCACAGCAUUUCCAUGCUCCGGCGCAUGCUUCUUCUACCGCGCCAGAUUUCCGCUUUUCCUUAUAUCGGCUGGCGGUUUUUGGUCUUGUAUCAGUUUCUGUUGGCUUUGUUUGA
This is a messenger RNA of Striga hermonthica, 1035 nucleotides long. The record is from the annotation of a GenBank genome assembly. Lineage: Eukaryota; Viridiplantae; Streptophyta; Magnoliopsida; Lamiales; Orobanchaceae.